Protomyces lactucae-debilis is the source of this 1385-nucleotide messenger RNA. RefSeq lists its product as uncharacterized. NCBI's taxonomy places the organism in Eukaryota, Fungi, Ascomycota, Taphrinomycetes, Taphrinales, Protomycetaceae. The coding region runs from base 89 to 1126 and encodes 345 amino acids. The transcript has 2 exons. Gene Ontology annotation, molecular function: oxidoreductase activity, acting on the CH-CH group of donors, NAD or NADP as acceptor. The record is from RefSeq and is a predicted model, not a curated record.
UAUCUCGAUCGAGCGACAACCAGUAAACCUCUGCUUAUAAGAGAAGGCCGCCGUCUGCUUCUCUGUUCCACACAUAUAUUGCACGAUCAUGCCUUCCUCUAAUAACGCUAUCCUCUUCAAGAAGCCUCCUACGGAAUACCCCGUCGCCGGCGAGCACCUCGAGUAUGUCGAGCGUCCUUAUGAAUUCGACGAGCUCAAGGACGGCGAGUUCAUUGCAGAGACUCUUUAUGUCUCCAUCGACCCUUACCAGCGAGGCCGCAUGCGAGCACCAGAAAAGAAGUCAUACAGCCCUCCCUUCACCAUCGGCCAGCCCAUCGUCAACCAGGGUGUCGCUCGAGUGACUGAGUCGAAGUCAGCCAAGCACAAGGUGGGUGACAUUGUCUUUGGCAUGCUUGAUUGGGCCGAGUAUACCAAGAUUGGUGCAGAGCAAGCUGCUGUUUACCGUGUCAUCGACAACAAUGGCGACAUUCCUCUCUCCAACUAUGUCUCUGCUGUCGGCAUGCCCGGCAUGACUGCCUUUUCUUCUUUCUACGAGAUUGGUAAGCCCAAGAAGGGUGAGACCAUCUACAUCAACGCUGCCUCCGGCGCCGUUGGUCAGCUUGUUGGCCAAUUGGCUAAGCGCGAAGGUCUCCGCGUUGUUGGUUCCGCCGGAAGUGACGCCAAGGUUGAGGGUCUCAUCAAGGACUCCAAGUUUGACGCUGCAUUCAACUACAAGACUGAGAGCAUCCCUGAGGCACUCAAGAAGUACUGUCCAGACGGUAUCGACAUUGUCUUUGAGAAUGUCGGCGGUGAGCAACUCGAAGCCGAGAUUGAUGCAGCCAACAACCACGCACGCUUCAUCAUGUGCGGCAUGAUCUCACAGUACAACACGCAAAAGCCGUAUGGCAUCAAGAACCUGAUGUCUGUCGUUGGCAAGCGUUUGAUUUUCCAAGGCUUCAUCGUCAGCGACUUCUGGGCCAAGUAUGCCAGUGAGUUCUACACCAAGGUCCCGCAAUGGAUCAAGAAUGGCGAAGUUCACUACCGCGAGGACAUCACUGAUGGCUUGCAGAACGGACCUCAGGCAUUCAUCAACAUGCUUAAUGGCAAGAAUCAUGGAAAGGCUAUGAUUCGCGUCAAGGCAGAGUAGGAAUAUGCUACAAGAGUAGCUUCUGGUCUCUUCGUAGAAUACGUCUUCAUGAAUCGCGUGUCUUGUUCUUGAAUGCGAGUCAUGUGGCUCGGCGUAGUCUCAGCUCAUUCACGCGAUACAACCUUCCAGUAGCAGCUGAACGCUUACAUGCCUGAGAGACCCACUGAUGUGACAAUCCUGGAAGGCACGUGGGCAAGGAUUGCAGACACCGAGGCGCAGACUUGACACGCGACCUUAUGGAAGCUUCGCUGCAUGUGGU